AUGGCCCAAGCAAACAUCCUCUUUACGUCGCUUCGACUGGGCAGCACUACUAUUCCCAACAGAAUUGGAAUGAGCGCAAUGACGCGCAAUCGGGCAGCGAAGGGGUCGAUACCGACUGAGCUUAUGCAGGAGUACUACGUGCAGCGUGCUACGAGCGGGGUUGGAUUCAUCGUUUCGGAGCAGGUGGCUAUCUCCUCUCAAGGCUCCCAAUGGGAAGACCUUCCUGGAAUGUGGACCGACGAGCAACUUGGUCACUCUGGCCGGACAUCGCAUCCCGAUGCAGCACUCCAAAAGGCGUCUGGGGAGCCCGUCUAUGGCCCUUCUGCCAUCGCCGCUCGUGGUGGAAAGUUCCGCUUUCUUCCUGGCGAGCCUGGAUACGUUGUCCCAACGCCCAUACCAAAUCCACGGACUAUCAUCGCGCAGUACAAGCAUGCUGCCCUGAACGCGAAACGGGCUGGCUUUGACGGUGUCGAAUUGCAUGCUGCCUCGGGCUUACUCAUCUCCCAAUUCCUCGACUCAAAGGCCAAUCAAAGGACCGACGAGUGGGGCGGUUCUCCGGUCAACCGGGUCCGUUUCGCGCUCGAAACUCUUGACGCCUUACGGGAGGUGUGGGGGAAAGAUGUCAGCCUGAAGAUCUCGCCAGCGAAUGGCACAAACGAUGUCGGCAUGCCGCUGGAGGAAACAAUUGCGACAUUUGGGUAUCUGUUGAAGGAGGUCGACACACGCGGGCUUGCGUAUGUCUCGAUUGUGCGCUACAACGCUCAGAAGGACGCGGUAUACGAUGGCAAACCCCGUGGUACUCCCCACGACGUUCUUGCGACCUACGCCCCUUUCCUCUCCAACACAAAUCUCUUCGCCAACGGCGGUGUUACCCCCACCGAAGCUGUGUCGCUGCUGAGCGCAACCGAGCCGAGGGUCGAUGGAGUGUUCUUUGGAGCACCAUUCAUCGCUCAUCCCGACUUGCCCCAGCGGAUUUCACAGGGCAAGCCGCUCGAUAACGCGCUCAAGUUUGCUUACCUGUAUGACAAGCUGGAGGAGGAUUGGACGGUCGGGUAUACGGACUAUCCGAGGGCGAUAUGA
Messenger RNA from Mycena indigotica, 1080 nucleotides. Its product is annotated as Oxidored-FMN domain-containing protein. Lineage: Eukaryota; Fungi; Basidiomycota; Agaricomycetes; Agaricales; Mycenaceae. The record is from RefSeq and is a predicted model, not a curated record. The transcript has 10 exons. Gene Ontology annotation, molecular function: oxidoreductase activity; FMN binding. Bases 1 to 1080 code for a protein of 359 amino acids.